Molecule: messenger RNA, 1028 nt
Organism: Fukomys damarensis (Damara mole-rat)
Lineage: Eukaryota; Metazoa; Chordata; Mammalia; Rodentia; Bathyergidae
Exons: 3
Coding region: 1-714 (237 amino acids)
Source: RefSeq, a predicted model, not a curated record
AUGGAUGGGAAAGCGAGCUUAGGACUGGGAACUCUGUUCCAGGAACGACUACGUGGACAGAUUGCUGCAUCCCCACCUCCAACCUGUUUGCGGUUGCCUGCGAACACCAGCCCUCUUUCCGAGGCUCCACCAUUGCUUUCGCUUGGUCCGUCCCACCACCUCGGCGCCCCGCGCGGUCCAGCCAGUCGCGCCUGCCUCCCACCUCUGCUCGCUCGCAGGACCUUUGCCGGGGCCCAGGCGCGCGAAGACGGCCGGACUCUCACUUUGGCCUCGGUGGCUCUCAAGCCUAGAACCUGGCUGUGGGGGAAGCAAGGCAGUCUGGGCUUCUCCGGAGCAGAACACUUCGGCAGUUUUCAGACUCCAGAUGCCCCGACUGGAAGCCACCUAACCCGGCUCUCAACACCGCAAGGUAAAGCUCGAUUUGCGGCCGUACGAACCCCUCCGCAGACUGACCCCGAACCCGCCCCUCCAAGCUCUCGCGCGAUCAGGCAGCGAGGACUCCCCGGCAGUUCGCCGGACCCAGACCUGCGUGGCGAACAGAUCCACGUGACCAGCAGGCCUCCAUCUACUAGUAGCCUCAAGCAAAAGCAGAGGCCAUGUGUGGUCUGUGGGGACGACCAGGGACGCAUGUGCAACAGUCUAAGAACCUUCAAAAAUAAAGACUCUUUCUGGACCACUGUUUUGCAAAGGAUAAAGAAGGAAUCUGGCUCCUAGAACCUUUGCAACAAUUUAGCUGCAUUCCAGUUCUAUGAAUAGCACCAUCUGCAGACCCUGAGCAGGUCCAAUUCUUGAAGUGGACAGGCUAAAGCCAACUUGGGAAACUAUCUCCCAGUUCUGGGACCACAGACACUGACAGGAGAGGGCAAGUCAGAGCGCCAGCACUGAGGAGAAGACAGCUGCAUCUGUCAGAGACAAAAGAACACAACUCUUAAGGUGAAGGGGGGGGGAGCACUUAAGAUGGGGGGGUCAAGACAGGGUCUCACUAUGUAGUUGAUCCAUUUUUUUUUUUUUUUUUUUUGGUACCAGGG